GCGUCAGCCUGCCGUGCGCCGAGAGCACCAUCCAUCCGGGCCUUUGACCCGGCGUCGUCAAGCUCAAGCCUCAGCCUUUGCCAAGCCAAGCCCAUCAUCCAUAGCACGCCACGCCGGCUGACAAGAGCUCGGCCGCCGGUGGGGUGGACGGCCGGAUUCCAUAUGCUCAUUCCCUCCUCCACCACCGCCUCCCACCUUUUAUUCCCACGUCCCGCUCGCCGCCACCACGACGCACCCGCACCCGCCGCCACCAUGCCUCCCCUCCACCCCGUCCUCCUCCUCCUCCUCUUCCUCCUCCCGCCCGCCGCCUCCGCCUCGCCGGAGCGGGACGCGUACGCGCUGGCCCGCCUCAAGGCGGCGCUAGUCCCCACCGCCUUCCACUCCAACUCCUCCCCCGCGCCGCUCGCCGACUGGGACCCGGCCGCGGUCCCGCCCGCGCACUGCGCUUUCUUGGGCGUCGCCUGCGACCCCGCCACGUCCCGCGUCGUCGCCAUCAACCUCACGGCCGUGCCGCUCCACGGGGGCUCGCUCCCGCCCGAGCUCGCGCUGCUCGACGCGCUCGCCAACCUCACCGUCGCCGCCUGCUCGCUCCCCGGCGGCGUCCCGCCGGCGCUCGCGUCCAUGCCCGCGCUGCGCCACCUCAACCUCUCCAACAACAACCUCACCGGCCCGUUCCCGCCGCCGCCCGCCGCCGGCGCCAGCGAGCCCUACUUCCCCGUGCUCGAGCUCGUCGACGUGUACAACAACAACCUCUCCGGCCCGCUGCCGCCGUUCGGGGCAAGCCACGCCCGCCUCCGCUUCCUCCACCUCGGCGGGAACUACUUCAACGGCUCCAUCCCGGACUCCUUCGGCGACCUCGCCGCGCUCGAGUACCUCGGCCUCAACGGCAACUGGCUCUCCGGCCGCGUGCCGCCCGUGCUCGCGCGCCUCACCCGCCUGCGCGAGAUGUACAUCGGCUACUUCAACCAGUACACCGGCGGCGUCCCGCCCGAGUUCGGCGACCUCCGCUCGCUCGUCCGCCUCGACAUGAGCAGCUGCAACCUCACGGGCCCCGUCCCGCCCGAGCUCGCGCGCCUCACCCAGCUCGACACGCUCUUCCUCUCCAUCAACCAGCUCACCGGGGAGAUACCGCCGCAGCUCGGCGGCCUCGCCAACCUCCAGUCGCUCGACCUCUCCAUCAACGAACUCACCGGCGAGAUACCCCCCAGCUUCGCCAACCUCGCCGGCAGCCUCAAGCUCCUCAACCUCUUCCGGAACCACCUCCGCGGCGAGAUACCCGAGUUCCUCGGCGACUUCCCGCACCUCGAGGUGCUGCAGGUCUGGGACAACAACCUCACCGGCCACCUCCCGGCCGCGCUCGGGAGGAACGGCCGCCUCAAGAACCUGGACGUCACCGGCAACCACCUCACCGGCACCAUACCGCCGGACCUCUGCCUAGGGCGGAAGCUGGAGAUGCUCGUGCUCAUGGAGAACGGCUUCUUCGGCCACAUUCCCGAGGCGCUCGGCGACUGCAAGACGCUCAAGCGCGUUCGCCUUGGAAAGAACUUCCUCACGGGGCCCGUGCCGGCUGGGCUCUUUGACCUCCCCAAGGCGGACAUGGUGGAGCUCUCCGACAACCUGCUCACCGGCGAGCUCCCGGACCUGAUCGGCGGCGACAAGAUAACCAUGCUGAUGCUGGGGAACAAUGGGAUCGGUGGCCGCAUUCCUCCAUCCAUCGGCAACCUCCAAGCGCUGCAGACGCUGUCGCUGGAGUCGAACAACUUCUCCGGGCCCUUGCCGCCGGAGAUCGGCAAGCUCAGGAACCUCACCAGGCUCAACGUCAGCGGCAACGCGCUCACCGGAGACAUCCCGCAGGAGCUCACGGGCUGCGGCUCCCUCGGCGCCAUCGACCUCAGCCGGAACGACCUCACCGGCGAGAUACCGGACGCCAUCACGUCGCUCAAGAUCCUGUGCACGCUGAACGUGUCCAGGAACAGGCUGUCCGGCGAGCUCCCGCCGGCUAUGCCCAACAUGACGAGCCUCACCACGCUGGACGUGUCCUACAACCAGCUGUCCGGCCCCGUGCCGAUGCAGGGCCAGUUCCUGGUGUUCAACGAGAGCUCGUUCGUCGGCAACCCCGGCCUGUGCGGCGCGCCUUUCGCCGCCGCCGCCUGCCCUCCUGCCGCCGGCCCGGGCUCGCCGUUCUCCCUGCGGCGGUGGGACCCCAAGAAGAUGCUGGUGUGGCUCGUCGUCAUGCUCGCCCUCCUGAUCAUGGCCUUCUUCGGCGCGAGGAAGGGGUGCGCGGCGUGGUGGGAGGCGGCGCGGCGGCGGUCGGGCGCGUGGAAGAUGACGGCGUUCCAGAAUCUGGACUUCUCGGCGGACGACGCGGUGGAGUGCCUCAAGGAGGACAACAUCAUCGGCAAGGGCGGCGCGGGGAUCGUGUACCACGGCGUGACGCCCGGCGGCACGGAGCUGGCGAUCAAGCGGCUCGUCGGGCGGGGCGGCGGCGACCACGACCGCGGGUUCACGGCGGAGGUGACCACGCUGGGGCGCAUCCGGCACCGCAACAUCGUGCGGCUGCUGGGCUUCGUCUCCAACAGGGAGACCAACCUGCUGCUGUACGAGUACAUGCCCAACGGGUCACUCGGCGAGAUGCUGCACGGCGGCAAGGGCGGCCACCUCGGGUGGGAGGCGAGGGCGCGCGUGGCGGCGGAGGCGGCGUGCGGCCUCUGCUACCUCCACCACGACUGCGCGCCGAGGAUCAUCCACCGCGACGUCAAGUCCAACAACAUCCUGCUCGACUCCGCCUUCGAGGCGCACGUCGCCGACUUCGGCCUCGCCAAGUUCCUUGGCGGCGGCGGCGGCGGCGCCACCUCCGAGUGCAUGUCUGCCAUCGCCGGCUCCUACGGCUACAUCGCGCCAGAGUACGCGUACACCCUCCGCGUGGACGAGAAGAGCGACGUGUACAGCUUCGGCGUGGUGCUGCUGGAGCUGAUCACGGGGCGGCGCCCCGUGGGCAGCUUCGGCGACGGCGUGGACAUCGUGCACUGGGUCCGGAAGGUGACCGCCGAGCUCCCGGCCCCGUCGGACGACGCCGCGGCGGUGCUGGCGGUGGCGGACCGCCGGCUGGCCCCGGAGCCGGUGCCGCUGCUGGUGGACCUGUACAAGGUGGCCAUGGCGUGCGUGGAGGAGGCCAGCACGGCCCGGCCCACCAUGCGCGAGGUCGUCCACAUGCUCUCCAACUCCGCCGCGGCCCAGCCCAACGAUCUCCAAGCCUUGUGAAUUGUGGCCCAUUUUGGCUGGUGCUUGUGAUGGAUGUGUAGAAUAACAACCACCAGCAGAUGAAUGGCUGCCUACUCGUCCUACUCGUCCUGGAAGAAGGCGAAGGUUAGCGUUCUUGUCAGAAUGGCAUUGGUCAUCGCAUGGCUGAAUGGAUAUGUGCAUAUAGUAAAGUUGAAGUUGAAAUAUCUCCUCCAUGAUCAAACAUAUGCCAUGCAUCUCUCUC
This is a messenger RNA of Panicum virgatum (switchgrass), 3484 nucleotides long. RefSeq names its product leucine-rich repeat receptor-like kinase protein THICK TASSEL DWARF1. The coding region runs from base 163 to 3261 and encodes 1032 amino acids. NCBI's taxonomy places the organism in Eukaryota, Viridiplantae, Streptophyta, Magnoliopsida, Poales, Poaceae. The record is from RefSeq and is a predicted model, not a curated record. Gene Ontology annotation, biological process: protein phosphorylation. The transcript has 2 exons. Gene Ontology annotation, molecular function: ATP binding; protein kinase activity; protein binding.